AAUUGAUGCUGUGGCACCGUCCACCAAACGGACAACUCUUCCUACUCUUCAUCAUUUUACAUCCGCUCCUUUGAUAGAAGCAGUAAAAACACCUUUUGUUUUUAACUCGUUUUUACUUUAAGACUUGUGCUGCAGCAGGUGAGUAAAUGUCUGUUCUUUUUGUUGGAUCAACUGUGUUUUUGACAUUUAGAAGUAAUAGUUGAAUUUGGUUUGCUUAUUUUUAAAAAUUCUGUUUUUUGUUUCUUUUUCCAAAAAUCAUAUGACACUAAAAUUAGAGUUGGUUGAAUGACAUUCAGGCUAUAUUUUCAGUUUUGUGUUGAAAUGUAAGUAAUUUCUGCCAUAUUUUUUUUUAUUUAUUGGUAAAUGUUUAAAUUGAUGAAUAUUUUUCCUUUUUACCAUCAGGUCUACCAUGGUUCUGAUAGUCAAAAGUGAGAUCAUUCUUUCCGUUUACAUCAUUUCCUUUCUGAUUGGGUGUCCUGCCAAUCUACUGGCGCUCUAUGCUUUCAGCAUCAAGGUCCACUCAAAGCCACUUCCAACAGACAUCCUGCUUCUGAACCUGACCAUCUCAGACCUCCUCUUCUUGGCCACUGCCCCGCUUAAGAUGCACGAGGCAGCUUCAGGGAUGAAUUGGAAGCUGCCCCCCUUCAUGUGCUCCAUCGUCUCCUUCACGUUCUUCUCCACGAUCUACACCAGCUCUUUGCUGCUGAUGGCAGUCAGUGUGGUCCGCUACAUUGGAGUGGUUUUCCCUAUCGCUGCUAGAAAGAUGCAAAAACCUAUUUACCCAGUUAUUGCUAGUAUUGUUAUCUGGGUGAUCUCGUCAGCCCACUGCAGCAUCACCUUCAUUACCAUCCAUCAUCCAUCUCUGUCCAGCAAAAACAGUACUAUUUGCUAUGAAAACUUCACUAAAAAACAGCUGGAAGUUCUCCUCCCUGUGCGUUUGGAAUUCUUCUUUGUGCUCUGUCUUCUGCCCCUUUUGGUUUGUAUUUACUGCUACUCCAGCCUGAUCGUGACUCUUUACAGCCGGCCCCGGAUACCCUGGAAAAAGAAAAAGAAGGCUAUUGGCAUGGCCUUGGGGACUCUGGCUGUCUUCCUCAUUUGCGUUGUGCCAUACAACUCUUCCCAUCUAGUGGGUUACUUCACGGGAGUGAGCCCAAAGUGGAGGCACUACACGCUGCUGCUGCUGGCCUUCAACACCUGCAUUGAUCCCUUCAUUUUUUACUUCUCUUCCUCCAUCUUCCGCUUCACCAUCAAAACAUCCAUUUUUAAGAAGCUUAGGAUGAAUCUUGUUAAGCGGCAAAACCAGGAUCCCAGCAAUAGUUGAAACACAUGUAACCAGUUAUGUGGAUACAUUU
Oryzias melastigma (Indian medaka) is the source of this 1352-nucleotide messenger RNA. Its product is annotated as free fatty acid receptor 2. The record is from RefSeq and is a predicted model, not a curated record. The coding region runs from base 410 to 1321 and encodes 303 amino acids. Gene Ontology annotation, cellular component: plasma membrane. Gene Ontology annotation, molecular function: G protein-coupled receptor activity. Lineage: Eukaryota; Metazoa; Chordata; Actinopteri; Beloniformes; Adrianichthyidae. The transcript has a single exon. Gene Ontology annotation, biological process: cellular response to fatty acid; G protein-coupled receptor signaling pathway.